This is a messenger RNA of Nicotiana attenuata, 375 nucleotides long. RefSeq lists its product as uncharacterized. The record is from RefSeq and is a predicted model, not a curated record. NCBI's taxonomy places the organism in Eukaryota, Viridiplantae, Streptophyta, Magnoliopsida, Solanales, Solanaceae. The transcript is spliced from 3 exons. The coding region runs from base 1 to 375 and encodes 124 amino acids.
AUGCCGAGAUUUUCGAGGUUGGAGUGGAGAGGCUCAUUGGAACAUGUUGCUAGUAGAGUGGUGUCGUUCCUGAAGGCUCAACGGAUGGUCGAGAAUGGGUAUUUAGCAUGCUUGGCCAUUGUGAGGGACUUUGGUAUUGAUACUCCUACUGUUGAGUCAGUUCUAGUAGUGAGGGUAUUCUCAAGUAUUAAUUUGAGAUCAAGGUACCAUCAGUUGAAGAUCCGGGCUUCAAAUAUUCUGAAGACGUCUUUCAGGACCCUCUAUGGUCACUACGAGUUUUUGCUGGGAGGAUCAAGAGCAGGAUUUGAAGAUCGUGCUCCAGACUUUGAGGAGAAGAAUUUAUAUGCUAAUUUUUCCAAGUGUGAGUUUUGGUAG